AUGCCUACGACGACCACGGCAGCGGCGGCGGCGGCGGCGGCGGCGGCGACGACGACGAUGCCCUCCAUCGAUCAGCAGCAGGCCCAUCCGCAGCAGGAGCCUCCCGAAUUCAUACUCGACGUCUUUGCGGACCCUCGCUCCGUCCGCGACGUCGUCAAAGGCAAGUCGGGCGACGACAAUGGCACCCGCAUCCUGCACACCAUCUUCUUCACCCGCUUCUUCCCCUCCCUCAACCCGCGCACCCGCGAUGUCCUCGACCUCACCCUCCCCUACGUCGACGACGACGAGCUCGAGACCAUGAUCGAACAGCGCGCCUCGGCCCUCGAGCGCGAGCUCGAUGCCGACCGCAACAACCCCUCGGCCAGCAGCGGCGGCGGCGGCGGCGGCGGACGAGGACAGGUCACCGUCCAAUUCUUCGAGAAACGCCGCCGAAAGGCCUGGCUCUCCCGCGGCGACGAGGAGGUCUGCUGGGAGUGCUGGACCGUCAAGGUCACCGUCGCCGAGCCGCGGACGGAAAGCGGCACGCCAUCCCCUCCCCCCCCCCCGAUAACUCGUCGCCGGCUGACCGUACGCCGGCCGCAUGCAGAACGCGCCAAGGUCCGUCGCGCCAUGGAGCAAACCCUCCUCACCACGGCCAUGAAGAUUGUCACCUUUGCCAACGCCCACAAGGACCACAUCCCGCCGAUAACCACGCAGGGCGGCAACCCCUUCCCCUUCAAGAUCAGCGUCGACCAGAAGGAAACGGGCUGGGCGGCGCGGAUGCGCAUCUACUGA
This is a messenger RNA of Drechmeria coniospora, 774 nucleotides long. Its product is annotated as DUF1649 domain protein. Gene Ontology annotation, biological process: autophagosome assembly; autophagy. The record is from RefSeq and is a predicted model, not a curated record. The transcript has 2 exons. Gene Ontology annotation, cellular component: phagophore assembly site. Lineage: Eukaryota; Fungi; Ascomycota; Sordariomycetes; Hypocreales; Ophiocordycipitaceae. The coding region runs from base 1 to 774 and encodes 257 amino acids.